AUGGAUCCCUCUUACAACCAACCUCUUUCUGAAGACCAGAUGAACAUUGCGAUUUAUCAAGCCGAAAGGACUUUCUUCACAGACUUUCUAUGUCGCGUUUCUGAUGAGACCCGUCGUUACCACCCGAGUUCCAACUACCCGAGUAGUCCUCCUGUUAUUAUCGAUGUGCCUCGAACAGAAACCGAUGUUAUGGAACUCAUCAUGUUCUCUAAGAUUGGCUGUACCAAGCUUCUUAACGGCUAUCGAAAGCUUGGCUUUGGACCCAGCCAUGUCAUGGUUCCUCUGAAGAACCGUGAUGCCAAUGAUGGUCAACAGACUGGUUUCGUUAGAUUCCUGGAGGCUAUCUAUGAGGCGAACACUCUCAUAUACGGCCGAGCUGCAAUUCUUGCCAUCUUUGAAUGGUUCAUUCAGCUUCAAAACAAUAUACACCACCCCUCAGCUUCGGAUCUCGGACCAACGACGAGAAGUCAUAUGACUGCACCUGGGCGACCCCGAUCCCCGAUCGACCAUCUGACGGAGAUGCUGAAAUGGCAAACAGCAGGUCCUACUAUUCAGAGGCGUGGAGUCAACCUUACCUGCAUCAUGAUCGAGAAGCUGUGCGCCAAAGGUGCUGUCAUCGACCUUUACCAAGAUCGCUUCCUCACAAAUCAGCAGACUGGUAAACUGAAAAGGCCUCGCAAUGCGGUUGAGAUUGCCAUGAUGCCACAGUGUCCGGCAUUUUUCCUCCAAGCAUUCCUUUCCAGCCGCACACGCCAGGAAGAACAGUUUGUAGCUAUUGGUCCAAUCUGGAAGUCUUCUGGCGCCGACCUCCCACGAGGGAUGCAUUAUGCUGUGACCAACAUGGAAUGGAUCAUCACACGAAUUUACCGGGAUAUUUUUGGAGUAACCAAACAUGUCAAUGGCCACUUGCGUAUUGACCGCGAGUACGAGCACAAGUUGUCUCUUCUGAAUGACUCUUCCUGGACUGACAAUGUGGAGCUACGAGCACUGAGGAACCUCGUUGGAGUAGUCGAAAGAAUUCUCUACGAGAUUAACGAAUUCGAUGUUCAGCAAGGAGAGGACUUUAAAGACAAUAGCUGGUUUAGACUCUGCUAUGCUGUCUCCGAUCUGGCCGAUACCUCCUACCGGGCUAAUUAUGAGGAGUCUUCCAAGUACUUCGGUGACAGAAGGCAUCAGUUUGUCAUUGAUCCCUCAUGGGACCCUCGAUUCGAGUGGAUGGAGGCCGAGCUUGACAAGCAGAUCCUGAAGUCCGACUCACAUAUUUCUCGGACUGCGCGAGAUGAAGUGGCUAGUGUCUGGAGAGAGAUGAUCCUUGAGAAAGGCGGGGAUAGAUGGUGGGAUGUAGAAGAAGAACGUGACUUCUACGUUAUGUCCGGGGAGGUCGAGCAGGUCCUUGAAGACAACGCUCUUCGUGAAACGAAUGCCUUGCCUUUGUAA
Fusarium poae is the source of this 1437-nucleotide messenger RNA. RefSeq lists its product as uncharacterized. NCBI's taxonomy places the organism in Eukaryota, Fungi, Ascomycota, Sordariomycetes, Hypocreales, Nectriaceae. The transcript has a single exon. The coding region runs from base 1 to 1437 and encodes 478 amino acids. The record is from RefSeq and is a predicted model, not a curated record.